UUGGUGUUUAGGGUGCCAUGGCAUUGCAAUGUUUUGCCACCUCAGAAAUAAAAAAUGAGUGAAAGUGAAUAUUGAGGAACAUGAGAAGGGGUGGUGGUGGAGGACACGGUGGCGCUAAGAGAAAGAGGGAAAAGCAACUUCCUUUUCAACCAAAUAGUGCCAACGCACACUCUUAACUCUUUCCCAUAACCACCCCACACCAUUCACAGAUGCAGCAGAUUCUCUCUAAGACUUCAUCUGCCAUGGCCACUUUUCCUUGUUCCAGGGUGAGAAGUGGGUUGUGCGUGUGGCCAAAUGUGAGACAAAUUUGCUUUAGAAAAGGCAUUCUGUAUGGAUUUAUGCGAUUGUUUUCUACACCAUUGAAAACGCUGCGUGGAGCAAGUCGCACGCUGAGGGUGGCUCGAUUUUGCAGUGUUGUGAAUAUGUCUUCCUCGUUACAGAUUGAAUUGGUACCUUGCCUGAAGGACAAUUAUGCUUAUCUUUUACAUGAUGUGGAUACUGGUACGGUUGGUGUUGUUGAUCCUUCUGAAGCUGUGCCUGUCAUAGAUGUCUUGAGCAGGAAAAAUCGAAAUUUGACUUACAUACUCAACACUCACCAUCAUCAUGAUCACACUGGUGGAAAUGUUGAAUUAAAGGCGAGAUAUGGGGCAAAGGUGAUUGGUUCAGGAACUGACAAGGAAAGGAUUCCUGGCAUUGAUAUCUAUUUGAAUGAUGGUGAUAGGUGGAUGUUUGCUGGCCAUGAGGUGCGUGUAAUAGACACACCUGGUCACACCCGAGGCCAUAUAAGCUUCUAUUUUCCUGGAUCUGGGGCAAUUUUUACUGGAGAUACGUUGUUCAGCUUGUCAUGUGGCAAGCUCUUUGAAGGAAGCCCUCAGGAGAUGAUGUCUUCUCUUAAAAAGAUCAUGUCCCUGCCAGAUGAUACAAAUAUAUACUGUGGACACGAGUAUACAUUGAUGAAUACAAAGUUUGCAUUGUCUAUAGAACCUGAAAACAAAGAACUUCAAUCCUAUGCUGCUCAUGUAGCUUACCUUCGAAGUAAAGGCUUGCCUACGAUUCCCACCACACUGAAGAUGGAAAAGGCUUGUAAUCCAUUUCUUCGUACAUCCAUUGCUGCAAUUAGGCAAUCAUUGAACAUUGCAACCACAGCAAAUGAUGCAGAAGCCCUUGCUGUCAUUAGGCAAACAAAGGAUAAUUUUUAGAAUUUUUUUUUUUUAAUUUAUAUUGUAUAAGUCUUGAAACUUGAUCUAUAUAGGGUUAGGGUACGAAUCCAUCUUUGGAAUAAUGUGUGCUUGAUGCUAUCUUUUCAAUACGAUUUCAGAAUUUUGUUCUUGAGUUCAUUUGGGAGUUGUGUAGUUGAUUCCAGAGAAAAUAAUUUUGCGAUUGUGAAGUGUAAUUGAAUUGAGGCAUGUUCUUAGGUUAA
Messenger RNA from Vigna radiata var. radiata (mung bean), 1420 nucleotides. Its product is annotated as probable hydroxyacylglutathione hydrolase 2, chloroplastic. The record is from RefSeq and is a predicted model, not a curated record. The coding region runs from base 210 to 1199 and encodes 329 amino acids. The transcript has 8 exons. NCBI's taxonomy places the organism in Eukaryota, Viridiplantae, Streptophyta, Magnoliopsida, Fabales, Fabaceae. Gene Ontology annotation, molecular function: hydroxyacylglutathione hydrolase activity.